This is a messenger RNA of Drosophila willistoni, 701 nucleotides long. Its product is annotated as 40S ribosomal protein S10b. Gene Ontology annotation, molecular function: structural constituent of ribosome; RNA binding. The record is from RefSeq and is a predicted model, not a curated record. The transcript has 2 exons. The coding region runs from base 86 to 568 and encodes 160 amino acids. Gene Ontology annotation, cellular component: cytosolic small ribosomal subunit. Lineage: Eukaryota; Metazoa; Arthropoda; Insecta; Diptera; Drosophilidae.
UGGUAUCGUUGGGUUUGGCAACCCUGGUGAGCUGUCGAUUACCUUUUCCUUUCUUUCCGGUCUCUGCCCCAUAGAAGACGCAAACAUGUUCAUGCCAAAGGCUCAUCGUGUCGCCAUUUAUGAGUACCUCUUCAAAGAGGGCGUCAUUGUGGCCAAAAAGGAUUUCCAUGCCCAGAAGCACCCCGAGCUGGAGACAAUUCCCAAUCUGCAUGUCAUCAAGGCUCUGCAGUCCCUGCAUUCUCGCGGUCUCGUCAAGGAGCAGUUCGCAUGGAGACAUUACUACUGGUAUCUGACCAACGAGGGUAUCGAGGAGCUCCGUAGCUACUUGCAUCUGCCACCCGAGAUUGUGCCCUCCACACUGAAGCGUCCCGCCCGCUCGGAGACAGUGCGUCCACGCCCAGCUGCUGGUGGCCCACGAGGUCUUGGCGAUGCCUCUAAGACCGGUGAGGACCGUUCGGCCUACAGACGUGCUCCCGGUGGCAGCGGCGUCGACAAGAAGGGUGAUGUCGGACCCGGUACUGGUGAAGUGGAAUUCCGUGGCGGUUUUGGACGUGGCUCGCGCAACUAAAUUUCUUUGCGCCAACCUUUUUUUUAUAUUAUAAAAAAAAAAUUGAAAAAGAGAAAUUAUAUUAAAUCACAGUAAAAGAAAAUGUUGAUGAAAAGGAGGAUUCCCCCAACAACAACAAAGUAAAAACGGAAAA